Molecule: messenger RNA, 828 nt
Organism: Lolium perenne
Lineage: Eukaryota; Viridiplantae; Streptophyta; Magnoliopsida; Poales; Poaceae
Source: RefSeq, a predicted model, not a curated record
AUGGAGGCUCGAGGACUCAAGGUCAACGUCAAGGUCAUGGGAAGCAUGGAAGAGAUCGUCAAGGAGAAGGGGACGCGCCGCGAGGCCGACCUUGCCGCUCGGGACGGCCAGACAUCGCCGCCCAUCUCCACCGGCACUGCCGCCCUACCACUACACCUGAGGAUGACGGCCCUGUCGCCCUACCUGCGUCGACACUACCGCCCCACUGUCAACGCGGCCAAACUCGAUCCCCUAGCCCCGCACCUCGCUGCUCCCGCCACAGCUAGCGCGCCCAUCAUCCGCUCGCCGCACGCGCCACACGCCCAGCAAGGCCCCCAUCGUCUUCCACCUCCAAUCGCCAGGCUCCUCCCUGCGCUGUGCCUCCGCCCGGCCGAACACGCUGCAACUCACCGGCCGCCGCCCAGCCACCUCACUCCGGCUGCCCCUCCGCCUCGUGCCCACUCGCCCAGCAGCACCCGCCCGCACCAACAAGGCCGCCCGCCCCUGCUCCAUCCAUGCGCAGCUCGCCGCAAGGCCCACCCCCCACCACGCCACCAGCACGCCCGCAGCGCCCCAAUCCCACUUCGCUCCACUGCCCCCAUCUGGUUCCGCACGCGCAGGCCACAAGCGCAGCAGCGCCUCCACUACGUGGCCAAGCCCCACUCACGCGCUUCAGCCAAUCCUCUGCUCAGCUUGCUCCUCACCCGCGCGCCAGCAGCUCCAUCUCCGCUCUCGCUCGAAACCGGAGCAAACCGGGCGGCACACCGGGCCACCCGGUUGAAACCGGAGCCUGGACCGGUGCCAACCGGCACAUUCCAGGGGCUCUGCCCAAUUUUCGUCCAGUUUUGA